Molecule: messenger RNA, 2295 nt
Organism: Callithrix jacchus (white-tufted-ear marmoset)
Lineage: Eukaryota; Metazoa; Chordata; Mammalia; Primates; Cebidae
Gene: PRKRIP1
Product: PRKR interacting protein 1
Biological process (GO): negative regulation of protein kinase activity
Cellular component (GO): nucleolus
Molecular function (GO): protein kinase inhibitor activity; protein kinase binding; double-stranded RNA binding
Source: RefSeq, a predicted model, not a curated record
CGGCGCGCGGCUCUGUCGUCAUACUUCCGCGGCGCCGCCGCCGCAGCUCUCUGUGAAAACAGGACCGGUGUCAUGGCGAGCUCAGCUGCCUCCUCGGUGCGACCGCCGAGGCCCAAGAAAGAACCGCAGACGCUCGUCAUCCCCAAGAAUGCGGCGGAAGAGCAGAAGCUCAAGCUGGAGCGGCUCAUGAAGAACCCGGACAAAGCAGUUCCAAUUCCAGAGAAAAUGAGUGAAUGGGCACCUCGACCUCCACCAGAAUUUGUCCGAGAUGUAAUGGGUUCAAGUGCUGGGGCUGGCAGUGGAGAGUUCCACGUGUACAGACAUCUGCGCCGGAGAGAAUACCAGCGACAGGACUACAUGGAUGCCAUGGCUGAGAAGCAAAAAUUGGAUGCAGAGUUUCAGAAGAGACUGGAAAAGAAUAAAAUCGCUGCAGAGGAGCAGACUGCAAAGCGCCGGAAGAAGCGCCAGAAGUUAAAAGAGAAGAAAUUACUGGCAAAGAAGAUGAAACUUGAACAGAAGAAACAAAAAGAAGGCUGGAGCAAUGGCACAAUCUCUGCUCACUGCAAUCACCGCCUCCUGAGUUCAAGCGAUUCUCCUGCCUCAGCCUCUAGAGUAGCCGGGAUUACAGGGCCCAGUCAGCCUGAGGAGCAGGGGUCCGGCAGCUCUGCGGAGGCAUCUGGAACAGAGGAGGAGGAGGAGGAGGAGGUGCCCAGCUUCAUCAUGGGGCGAUGAUGUCUGCUGCAGCCGCUGCCUGGAACCCGGGUCGUGCUGAGAGCAGAAGGGAAAGGCAGCUGUUUGGCUUUCUCCCCCCGAGAGGUCCUGCUGGAUGGACAGCAUAGGAGACCCUCCCGAGCUGCUCGCAGUCCUGCCUGUAGCAGGGUUGGGAGGCUGAGGGGCCACCUCCCCGGCACACGAAGGCACUGCCUUGCAGACGCCAUCCAUGCUCCUGGUAAAAGGGGACAGAGAGCCUCACCUUGUCAUAUUUGAACGGUGAUGAGUUUGGGGCUGGUUUCUGGGAAAAGAACAUUUAUUUAGUAAAGAGCAGAACACCCUUGGGUUUUGUUGGGAUGUGUGGACUGUGAGUCACAGGUACUCUGGAGAAGGCUAGGAGAUGCCACCAUUCCCAUGGGGACUGAAGACCCCACAGGCCCUGUUAUGCGGACCUGGUCCCAGGCUCAAUGAGGAGAUGCCCUCAGCUGUGGGGCUGGCCCAUGUUGCCAGCCUAGACCCCCACUCACCCCCGUGGGAAGUGGGGACCAUGCCCAAGAGGGUCUGCUCCCACCACGGCUCCCGGUGCCCCGUGUGUUCUGGGAAGCCCCAGGUGUGCGCAGGGGGGCCUGGGCCGGGGACUUCACCAGGGACUGGGGCACAGGAAGGGCAUGCGGUGUGUGGAAAGCACUGUGGGGGAAAAGCGGGUGGCCAGAGGAUGAGCAGCCGGAAAAUCCAGGCUGGGCUGAGCCAGAGCAGAGGGCGGGGGAAUCCCAGCCGUACUGGGGUUCUUUACCAACAGCUGCGUUUUCAUCCUGAGGUGGAAGGGGGUCUAAACAAACAGGGGCUGAGUGGCAGGACUCCGUCAAGUGGGUGGAGCUCCUCAGGACUGAAACCACCUGAGGCUUUCCUUGGGGUCGCAGCAACUGGGCCCCAAGGAAGGAGUGGAUCUGCUAUGUCCUCAGGUGGUACAGCCCCAGAUCAGUGUCCAGGCACUGGGCUCGUGCAGAGAAGGCACCUGCAGAGAGCAGGGUAGCCUGGUGCAGCGGUGAGUGCCUGGAAUCCAGCUACUCGGAAGGCCAAGGUGGGAGGACCGCUUGAGUCCAGGGAUUCAAGUCCAGCCUGGGCAAUAGAGUGAGACCCUGCCUUGUAAAAAACGAUGAUGAACACAGAGGCCGGGGCACUACUGGGAGCCAGGGUGCCUGGGGGGAGCUGAGACCAACCUUCAACCUCCAUGUUUUCAGGCCAACGGGGCAACUCAGAGAGUUUCUAGGUAGGGCCUUGGCACCAUUUUUGGAUGAUUUAGCUCCAGGUUCCUACAUCUAUUUUGUGCCCUUUACACACUCUGAUAGAAUUAAGGAAAUAGUGGUUUUGAGUGAAGGGAAAGGAAACCCAGAAACAUUUGAUGUUGCUUUACUUUUGUGGUAUAGAUUUCCCCGGCCCCUUGCUGAGCCCUGUGACUCCUGUCCCUUCAUUGGUUCAUGUCACAGGGAUUUUCUUUCCCAGAAAGCAGACACAGAGAAGCAGCCCUAAUAAAUGAGCACAUGCCCCGGCUGCACAUUUUGAAACCUGUUUUUCUGUCUGGGA